AUGAGAGCAAAAGUUUCAAGGAACUUCAAAAGCCCCGACAUGGAUCUAUACGACGGGACCACCGACCCAAAGUAUCAUCUGAGCAAUUUCAAAAUUCCGAUGUACCUAGGCGACGCCUUUGAUGCUACCCGCUGCAAAGCCUUUCCGACAACUCUGACAAAGGCAGCGAUGAAGUGGUUCGAUAGUCUUCCCCCAAGGUCGGUCACCAGCUUCGACGACCUCCCGCAUAAGUUUCUUAUGCAAUUUUUGAUUCAAAAGGAUAAAGUCAAGCACGCGCCUAGCCUCCUGGGAGUAAAACAGGAGGUCGCAGAACCUCUGAGAGACUACAUGGAAAGGUUCAACAAGACGUGCCUAGAAAUUCAAGAUCUGCCUACAGAGGCAGUAAUUAUGGGCCUAGUAAAUAGAAUCCGAGAAGGUCCCUUUUCUCAAUUCAUCUCGAAAAGGCAUCCGACUUCUUUGAGUGAUGUACAAGAACGAGCUAAGAAGUACAUCAACAUUGAGGAAAAUACCAGACUACGAGAACCAAGCUGGCGACUCGGGCACUCUCACCAGACAAAGGAGAAGGAGAGAGAGCCCAAGAAAAAAGAAUAA
Messenger RNA from Arachis duranensis, 591 nucleotides. RefSeq lists its product as uncharacterized. The record is from RefSeq and is a predicted model, not a curated record. The transcript has a single exon. NCBI's taxonomy places the organism in Eukaryota, Viridiplantae, Streptophyta, Magnoliopsida, Fabales, Fabaceae. Bases 1 to 591 code for a protein of 196 amino acids.